Molecule: messenger RNA, 2402 nt
Organism: Hyposmocoma kahamanoa
Lineage: Eukaryota; Metazoa; Arthropoda; Insecta; Lepidoptera; Cosmopterigidae
Gene: SPZ1
Product: protein spaetzle
Exons: 6
Coding region: 182-1144 (320 amino acids)
Biological process (GO): central nervous system formation; innate immune response; regulation of Toll signaling pathway
Cellular component (GO): extracellular region
Molecular function (GO): Toll binding; growth factor activity
Source: RefSeq, a predicted model, not a curated record
GUUAGCCCGGCAGUCGCGUGUUGCCAGCCGCGGAGUGCAUGUCGUUUUAUAUCGACAACAAUCGACAUUGUUGUGCUCUUGAAACUAUUUAGUACGUCAUUUAAUGUCGCGUUUGGUAGUCAUGUAGUAGAAUAAAGAGGGAGACCGUGACCGGAGUAGGCAUGAUUAUUAUCCCCAACACAUGAUGGAGUGGACAUUGCAGUGCCUCCUUUGGAUCACCCUGGCGUCAACGUCGGCGUACAACUAUCAAGGUAUCAACUAUCCAUUCUUCGACUACCCUCAAAACGAGGGCACUUACAGAUCGAUUCAAACACGAAAAAUCGAUUCCAAUCGCGAGAGGUUCCCACUACCCCUUGUAAGGGAUACCGACUACACAGCUAGGACCAACAAAAGACCUGUACAAAGAACAAAUGAACGGUCUAUAGCUGUUGACAGUGGAGUACAAAGAGUACAGGAAAAUGAAAAAAAGAGAGUACAAUUUAGGAUAGAAGAUAACGUGCAUCGAUCUGAAAACGGAUCGUAUAAGAUUGUGAAUAAUUAUUCUUUGUUACCUACUAUCUCGAGUCGGCGAGGUGAAAUCCAGGAUAGAUCUGGAGACGCAGUGGUAUUUCCGGGGCCUACUACUGCAAAUUCUUAUGUACCUGAGAUACCCGACGAUUGCAAAGACAUCGGGAUAUGUGAAUCUAUCCCUAACUAUCCACAAGCAAUUGUUGACACCAUUCUUUCAGAGUUAGGUAAAAACAAACAACUGCUUUACCACCUGGAUCAGCUAGACGAGCCGCAGAUCUCGCAACGAAUUGGCCCUGGAUAUACGGACAGUAUCGAUCUGGAGCUUUGCAACUCUAGAGAAGCAAUAAUAACGCCUCAAGCAGCAAAGGAUGUGAAAGGCGAUUGGUAUGUCAUUCUGAACCAAAAGGACAAGCCCAUUCAGGGUUAUCGCGUCGAAAUUUGCAAAUACGAAGGCAGAAGCUGUGCCAACAACAUUGCCACCUUCAACACUGGUUACAGCGCAUACUGCAAACAGAAAUACGUCCAAAGGACAAUGACUGCACUGGACGUAAACAAACAAGCGAUCAUAUAUGAUUUACCUUUCCGGGUACCCAGUUGCUGCUCUUGCGUCGCCAGGCAAAGUGGCAGGGAAUAGACAACAUGAUUUCGACCAGGAAGCGAAACGAAAAAGAUACACUUUUUCAAUUGAAGUGACCACUUCAGUUGUUCACACCAUGAAAAAGGUUUUAUAUACACGCAGUCAAACUUGCUUGAUGCUUGAUGUGUGAAUUCCAAACCAAAAUCAGACAAGUGUGAAGUGCUCACAAAAUUAAAAUAAUUAAAAAGUAAUUAAACACUUGACAAUUUUGAAGUGUAUUCGAAAGCGAAAAUAGCAUAUCGUGAACUUUAUUAGACUAUACUUUGUUAAAAGUGAAUUUGCGUUUGUUUGAUGAUAAGAUAGUUUUAACAUGAAAUUGGACCUGAAUACAAAUGUAUAUUUACGUAAGUAAAUAUGUAUAAAUGAUGGAUUUAGGAUCAUUAAACGAGAAGAGCCUUAAAAUAUGAUGGUUACAAAAGUGGCAUAAUGCUUUGAAGCACAAAAGUGUUCAUCACGCUGAACAACUUUAGUCAGAAAUAAAAUUAAGUGAAAAAAAACUUUCGAUGCGUCGCAGCGAGGUUUUCUAUAAAAAGUAUGGCCAAAUGUAACUUUUUUUGUAUCUGGUUAAAGUUAUUAAAUAUCUUGUUAGUAUCGGAAUGCCCUAAACUAUUAUAUGAGCCGUUUGAAAAACCUCGUAAGACGUUAUUUCAUCUACUGAAAGUAGAUUGAUAUUUAUUCGGAUGAAAUUUGAACCACGCUUUUAUUAAUUAUGAAAUGAUAACCUAUAUAUAAAUAUAAAUUUUUAAGAUUAUCACUUUCUUUAAUGUUACUUUGUUCAAAAUAUUAACUUAUAAUAAUUGAUAAAUAGAAACGAAACAGUUUAAAGUGGUAUUACAUGGUUCUUUUUACAUAAAAAAAUUAUUCUGUGUUUGUGUUCAAAUAAUAUUCUAUUCUUUCUAAGUGUUAUGAAUUGUGAUCUAUUAAAGUAUUUUAUUUGCGAAAAUAUAACACAAUUAUACCUAUAAAAUCGUAUUUGUGUAAAAUAUCGCUUUCUUUGACAAUGUUGCAUCUUCAAGCUCUUAGGUUUUCGCGAUUCCUAUAACAAUAAUUUUUAGCAUAUCAUUUUUUUUAAACAAAUAAAUGUUUCGGGCUUUUUACAGGUCCUAUGGUCACGGCUGACCAUGGUGUGAACAUGAAGAAACAUGUACGCGAUGUAAAUCCGAAAAAAAUAUUGCGUUUGUAAUUUCACAUAAUUAUUAUUUGUUUUAUUAUACCAAGUGAAGGGCCGAACAAGUCAUGCGCCUGAUGGUAAGCG